Messenger RNA from Amphiprion ocellaris (clown anemonefish), 2044 nucleotides. It is a transcript of the gene tspan34b, whose product is annotated as tetraspanin 34b. The record is from RefSeq and is a predicted model, not a curated record. The transcript is spliced from 8 exons. Gene Ontology annotation, cellular component: membrane. Lineage: Eukaryota; Metazoa; Chordata; Actinopteri; Pomacentridae. The coding region runs from base 235 to 975 and encodes 246 amino acids.
AUAAGAGAACGCUGAAAAAGUCCCUUUAACGUAUUACACAGCGACAAAGCCCCAGGAAGCAGGCGGCAGAGAGCACACUGUGGCUCCUUUUCUUGCAGACAGAACAAUAAUUCAGUCUCGUGUUGUCUCACGGUUUUUGCUCCCACAGCAGCAGCCUCCAUCCCAGCGGUGAAGGCAGCCUCACAGCUCGUCCUUGGAUAUCCCCUGUGAAAGGUCGAACAUUCAGCAGCAAACAUGGGGUGCUUUGGUUUCCUCAAAGGCAUGAUGUUUGUUUUCAAUGGCAUCAUCUUCCUGGCAGGCGCUGCCAUCCUCGGUGUUGGGAUCUGGGUGAAGGUGGACAGCGGUUCCAUCCUCGGCUUCCUUGGGAAAAUUGACAACGCUCCAGCAGAGCUCAGUCAGGUGCUGAAUAUCGGCUACCUGUUGAUUGCAAUCGGAGCGCUGCUGGUCAUCAUCGGCUUCCUGGGCUGCUGUGGAGCCGUCAAGGAGAGCAGAUGUAUGCUGCUGCUGUUUUUCAUUAUAGUCCUGCUAGUCUUCAUAGCGGAGGUUGCUGGAGCUGUGGUGAUUCUGGUUUUCAGGCCACUGGCAGAUGAACUGUUUAUGAAAGUUGGCACAGCUGCAGUUCAGAACAUCAGAAAGGAUUAUGGGAAAAAUCCUGAUGUGACCGGACUGUGGAAUACUACAAUGAGCAUGUUAAAAUGUUGUGGAUUCUACAAUGCGUCAGACUUUAUUGGCUCUCCAUAUUAUGUGAAAAACCACAAUAAAUACCCACCGCUGUGCUGUCCAGGCUCAGAAAACCCGUGUAAUCAAACUUACAACAGCACGACAAUCGCUGGUUGCUUCCCAAAGGUCAAGCAGCUGGUUGAUGAGAACACGGUGGUUAUCGUGGGUGUGGCGCUGGGGAUUGCAGCUCUGGAGAUCUGUGCAAUGGUCGUCUCGAUGGGCCUUUACUGCAGAAUAAAAUCCACGAUGGCCUAAAUGCAACUUUAAUCACUGGAGUCUUUCUACUUCCUGUAUCUCCUCAUGUCAGGUCUCGUGCAAUCAGAAUUACUGAAUGACAUAACAAAUCUAUUUUUGCUACAUUUAAAUCUAAUAGAUGCCACUUAUGAAUGUAUCUUAUCUAUUUCUAAAGAACACUUCUCUUUAUAAACCCGGCUACACACACAGUGUUCGUCACCAGUGGUUUUUCUACAGUCCUGGUCACCACUGUUGGCAUCCUUUCAUUUUUUGAAUAACCUGUACAAUAUCUUCAGAAAUAAAUGGAAAUGUAACAAAUUUAUUUUAACUGAAUUUUUAAAUUGGAUGUCCAAAGUAAUUUAACCUUCCUGUUGUCUUCAUUCACGGGCACCAAAAAAUAUUGUUUCCUUGUCUGAAAAAAUACAAAAAUUCAGCAAAAAAAUUCACCAAAUUUCUGAAAAUUUGCAAAAGGUUCAGAAAAUUCCAAUAAUUCCUUAAAAGUUUCCCUUAAAAGUUUUAUUUUUAAAAAAUGCCCCAAAUUUGGCAAGAAAAUUCUUGUAAAUAUUUUCAAAAAAUGAGAAAAAUUUUCCACAAAAAUGCUAAAAAUAUCUAGUGAAUACAUUUAUAUCAGUAAAACUUAUUAUGUUUUCUUUAAGAACAUUCACAAAAAAAAAAAUCAACCGAAAUCCAGCGAUUUUUUUUGGUGAAAGUUCUUAAAGAAACUUUUUUUACUACUACAGUAUCAAACAUGAGAUGUCUGUAGACUAAAGCUGCUUCACUAGAUUCACAUUCUCAGGAGAUAUUCUACAUUAUGCAUUUAAAUCUCAUGGGUGCCAACGAUGGUGACCAGGACUGUAACUGUAAAGGAGUGUUGCUGUCUUUAACACACGGCCAGCUAAUGCGGAAUUACAUGACAUCAUUGUAAUAAUGAAACGAAAAGCUGGCGUCGAUGUAGGCGACCGGAACCACGACUGUGAAUGUUUUUGUCAGGAUACAGCUUGUAAAUUAGCAACAGAAGUGAUGCAUUAUUUGUUUGUAAGAUGUCUGUAAAUUGAUUGGUUUUGAAAUAAAGUCCAGAUUUUCAGGUUCA